This is a messenger RNA of Exophiala dermatitidis NIH/UT8656, 3285 nucleotides long. RefSeq lists its product as uncharacterized. Lineage: Eukaryota; Fungi; Ascomycota; Eurotiomycetes; Chaetothyriales; Herpotrichiellaceae. The coding region runs from base 1273 to 2898 and encodes 541 amino acids. The transcript has a single exon. The record is from RefSeq and is a predicted model, not a curated record.
CCACAGACCACAUGCUAACGAGAGUAGUAGCUGUAUAUCCCCCUGAUUUCGAGUCUCGGCCUUUGUUGUCCCUCGUCGGUUGCAGCCACUUGCGGUGCCAGUACAGCUAAAGUGUCGUCUAUCUCGAACACCUCCACCAUCGCGGCUUGAGCACCGCGCCCGGGCCCUUUUCCCCGAUCCACAGGAACAAUGCGCUCCGAAGCCAUGAACUUUCAUCUUCUCAUCUCCUCAUCUGCUACGAGUGAGCAAGUACAGUAGUACAUAGUAGUAUCCACGCCCCCUGCGCCAUCAGUCCGCGUCGACAUUGCGGUCAAACAGCUCUCCACUUGAGCCCAUUCCCACCAUUCAGAUUUUCGCUCGACCGCCACCACCACAUGUGGAAAAUGAGAAAAGUGGGGGAACAACACUUUUUCUUCGAGCAUUUUCCAUUUUGCAGACUCUGUACCCGGCGCUUCUGGGUCUGUGUUCUGUUUGUCAGUAUUCCGCCCGAGCUUGCUUUCCCCCGAACCCUGGACAAAAUCGGGGAUCCAAGCCACUGCCACACGUCCGUGGGUGAGACAAGAUUUCAGAUUCGACGAUUCGACUACCUAGUACUCUACGGCUAUACAACCGUCUCGGGUGUCAAGAUAGCAUUACGACUUGAGAAGGAACCUGCCACUGGCCAACGCCAUCUGUCGCCGUCGGUGUAGGCGACAGACAUUGAUUGAUCAGUGACUCCCAUCCCACCCCGGAAGUCAAAGGUGCGGAAUCGUGCAUUCGCUGGACUGCAAUCCGUUCUUCUUUUACCCGACCCUCGGGACUCGCUUCCUCCCACUCCUCGACCACCAGGCAAUACGAACAAGGACAUCUCUUUGAUUCAUCUCGCUAUCCCUUUCGGCCGUCGCAUCGCCGCUCGUCCAACAACCCUGUCCAAACCUUGUUAACCGGUUCCUUCUGCGUCAUCGCCUCGCAUCCUUCCAAUACCCCUGCUCCUGAUCCUGGUCCUCGUCCCUCCUCCUCCGACACGGUCGCGUACUGUCGUACCUGAGAUUUUAUUUUGGGUUACUCACUAUAAUCUGACGACGUCGACUCUGGAAUUUUUCUUUGGUCUUGUGGUUUCAAACUCUUACCAAAUUCGCUUCAACGCAGCCAACCAAGCCCACGCCUUCAUGCACACUCUAUUACUUCUCCUGCUCCCUCGGUGUGAUCUGGUCCAGAUAGUGGUUGGAUAGUCGCAAAGAAAGGGCCCAAACCGAACCCGGACGGACUCACGCAGUCUUUGACACAUCCGCCAUGUAUAGACAUUCGGCCCAGGUCAACUGUAUACCCAGAAAUGCCCCUCCUUCGCCCGACACCACCAGUGACUCCGAGUCUGACAUCCUCGAUGCUCUGCAGCGAAAGAGAAAGCAAUUAGACGAGGAGAUUGCCCGAUUCAAGGCGGCAAAGGACCGCGAGUUUCGUGAAUUCGAGAAGGAACUUCGACUGCAUCGGAAAAAGGCUCGAGGCCUCGAAAGUUGCUGUUCGAGCAAUAUCUCGUCAUCCUCGUCUGCCAGUGCAGGAAUCCUGACCGCGCAUAGACCGGUGGGCCACCAUAAGUCAAAGAGAGCGGAAGUGGGGGUGGGAGCUAAAAUCGUCAAAACGACACCGUUGAGUCCAGCAACUUUGUCUCUUGCGAAGUUGAACAUAACUGGGGAGACGUUGCCUUUGAACAACGAUUUGGUGACACCUUCGUUAUUGACCAAGACAAACUCUCGGUCCACUCCUCCGGGUUCAUUAAAUACUACGCCCUCAAGGUCACAAAAGGAUAGUGUACCUAAUCCCCAGCAUCCGCCUCCGCCCCCUACGCCGACGAGCGACCGAACGGACAGUUUUGCCGGCGUGUUCACGCCCUCUUAUUUGCCCCUUUUGGAUUCUCGGGAUCGGACUCCUCCGCGAAGCAGUCCACAGCCCUUGACUCCGCAGGAAGAAGAAAAGAAGCAGCUACAACAUCCACAACAACCCGACGCCGCCGAUAGUACUAGUAAGCAAAAGGCCGAACGAGACCGACAACGACCGCCCUUGAAAUCAUCACAGUCUCUCCCGGAACAACCGGUCUCGCCGCCCGUGGUGGUCACCUCGACCAAGCGAGCCAAGUCGACCGGUCAAAUACCCACCAGCGCCAGCAGCACGAACAACACGAGCACGAGUCUGCCGCCGAGCGCAUUGAGAAAAACGUCGAAAAGUGGUGUGCGCAAGGAUGCGAAACACGUGCAUUUCCAACUGGCCGACUCUACUGUCGUCGACCCAAGCAGCAGUUAUGAAGAAUCCAGUCCGGGGGGGAUGAGUAGUCCGGAAAAGGAGGAUUCAGAAGACAGCCAAAGCGGCAGUUUAGGUACUACUAGUAGUGGCACUCUGAAGAAGACAAAGACGAGAAAAGGCAGUCCGAAACACCUGAAGCUUCCCAGCACGAACGACGGUGGUGGUAUUGCCGGUCGACGAGGCCGAUUCCUCUCGCCUAUCCCGUCGCCACUACCGAGUCCGUCGCCUUCUCCGUCGCCUACGAUUCACGGGACUGGAAUGGAAUUGGACUCGGAAUCGCCUUUUUCAGGCGGUCUGGUCAUGGCCGAUGACGGGGGUAGUGGUGUGGGCUUCUUUGAACUUGAUGAGGAACUGGCGAGUCCGGGGUUGAGAGACAGGCCGUUCGAAGAGGAAGCGGAGAUUGAAGAAGUGGAGGACAUCGACGUGGAUGCGGAAGCCUCGACUACCGAGGAUAUGUGGCGCGAUGAUGAUGAUGGUAAAAGGAUACCAUUUGGGCGGGACGAAGGAGAUGAAGGGUUUGGGGCUGCGGCUACUGGGUUGGGAAGCAGUGUUGCGGCUGGGAGUGUGCCUAUUGAUAUUGUCCGGCCGACGGGCAGUUGGGUCGGUAGUUUUGGACAUUGAUGUUGACUUGGGCACUGCAUGAUGUAUGCGGGAUUUGCAAAUAUCUAUCUCAGCUAUUAUGAUUUUAUUAUGAUUGCCUACCUAGGUACCUACAGCAGGUGGGUACAUUAACCAGAGAGGAGUGAGGAGUGAUGAAGAGGACCUCAGAAGUUAGGUAAUGUCUCUUCUGCUUCAAGUUUGGCUUUUCUUCUGCCAGAAAUAAUAGUAAUAGUAAUGGUAGUACAAUGGGCAUAGAGCAGGAUAUAAUAUAAUGUACAGGAGUUCAGAUAUGUUGUACACUUGCUGACUGGACCAUAUAGGAGGUACCCAGCAGAGGACUUGACAACCCCUACUCAGGUACAGGUACUUAGAUACCUAGGUGUAUAUUAUAUGCCUUCAUGACUGCAA